Molecule: messenger RNA, 657 nt
Organism: Alternaria atra
Lineage: Eukaryota; Fungi; Ascomycota; Dothideomycetes; Pleosporales; Pleosporaceae
Exons: 2
Coding region: 1-657 (218 amino acids)
Source: RefSeq, a predicted model, not a curated record
AUGGAUCGACCAGAGCAAUUCAGAGUCUAUGCCUCAGGUGUUUCGAGCGCAACCCCAAGCGCAAGCCCCACACCAGGUGACAAGAAGAGCAAUACUGGUGCUAUUGUUGGUGGAGUAGUUGGAGGUGUCGUCGGCCUUGCUAUCAUUGGACUCAUAAUCUUCUUCAUUCUUCGUAAGAGACGCAACCAGAAGCCUGCCGAAGGCGAGAUGGGUGCAGCGGCCAUGGUCCCAAUGAUGCAAAACGAGAAGCACGACCACAACAGGCACCCAUCACACUUUGAUGGUCAAUCGCCACCCCCUACAUACUCUGCUCCUAUCCAGGACUCUUACCAGGAUAACUCCAUUACCAAGGGAGGCCAUCAGUCAUACCACCAAUACGCCAGCCACGCAAGCGAGCCUCAAGAGCUGCCGGCAGAGGUCUCUUCAUCCAACACACACCGAUACUCCGAACUUCCUGCCGGCGCAUCAGGGGGCAUGGAUACUCGAAGGUUUUCUGAACUUCCUGCCGAUGCUACAGGGCCCGCUCCUUCCGAAUUGGAGUCACCGCAAGUCUCUCCGAGACCUCCACAAGCAGAGUUCUCGAAUGACAUGGCUAAGCGAACGAGUCGAGGUCAAGGGUUGGGAGUGAUGACUGAGGGACCGUCGCAAAGGAACUAA